GCAAACAAUUAUUUUAAUUUAUUUUAAUUUCCUCAGCUUUUCGAUCUCGUGUGUUUACCUUUCACCCCAAAAUUAUUCCAAUUUGUUUUUAAACGUUUAUUUCUUUUCUUCUUUAGUUUUAUCUCUACUACAUUCAUUUCUUUAUUUAUUCAAAAAUACUUCAACCAAAAUGUCUUGCUUUCUUCCAAAUGGUACUAAACGUCCAAUUCUUGAUGUUAAUUCUGAAUAUUUGGUUUAUUUAUGGAAUUUUCCAAAUCAUUUGCCAAUGCAAAAUAUUAGAAAGGAUGUCUUUCGUCGUUACGGCUUUGUUCGCUUUAUUGAAACUUUUGAAGCUUGGAAAGACAGAAGAAUUGGGCAAAUUAUUUUGGAAUUUACUGACCAAAAAGAAAUGAAUGAUUUUAUUGAGGCUUUUGAACGUAAAGAAGUUUUAAAUAAUUUUGAGCCGCCGAUUGAAUUUAUUUAUCUUCAAAAGAUGGGCAAAGAAAAAUUUUUUGAUUACGUCAAAGAAUGGUCAGGUGUCGAUUUGCUUUCUUGUCGCGGAAUUCCGCCAAGUUUUGACAGGAAAAGCAGGAAUCCUUCAACUUCAUUUUCUUCGCCUCGUUUUUCUUCAAAUAAUAAUGGAAUAUAUAAACAUGUAGAUGAUCAAAAAACUCAAAGAAAUUCUCCCAAUAUAUUUUCUAGAGUUAGGGUAGAAAAAGAAAAUGACAACAGAGUUGGUGAACAUCUUCGGCAAUUUGGUGGAAGAGGCACUGUAGGAACUGGGUCAUUUGGUGGGAAGUCAUCAACAGAAAAUAAUACAAAUAACAACAGGAUUAACAACAAUUCAUUUGGUAGAGAUGAUGAUAGAAAUGGUGGUUGGAAUUCUCGUGAUCGUUCUUUAUCCUUUGGUACUAGACAAAAUGGAAGCAAUAAUUCAAGACUUCAAUACAACAAAGGAAAUGAUAUCGGCAAUAAUGGAAUUAAUGGGGACGAUAAAAUUAAAGAUAACAAUGCUCGUCAAUUUGGUAAUGCUGCUGAAGGUGGUUUUGGUUCUCGUCGUGGAACUGGUAAAAAAGGAAGAAUUCCGAGGCCAUAUGCUUCUGAAUGGGAAAAUAGUGUUGUUUCUCCUCGUAAUGAACAAAUACAAAAUUUCAAAAAUCAAGACAAAUUUGGAAACGAAAAUUUAAAUAAUAAUGGACGUUCUGUCUCUUCACUAUCUUCUCCUUCAACUUUGAUUAAAGGUUUGAAAGUUGUUUUUAUAUAUUUUACGAAAAAGAAAGUGAUUAUAUGUGAUUCAAACGACGACAUCCUUGAAAAUUCUAACACUCAAAAUGUUUGCCAAUCUACCAAUAAUAAAAAUAUUAAUUUGGAAGAAAAUGGAAAUGUUGAGAUAAAUGGUAAAGACAAUAAAAUUAAUGGAGUCAAGAAUGAUGGAGGAAAAUUCAAAAAUAAAGAGAAAACCAACCAAAAUAAAGAAGAAAAAGAAGAGGGAGAAUUGACAGAUGAAGAAGACUUUAAAGAUUUAUCAAAUACUUCAACUUUAAGUGUUUGUUCAACAACAAGUUUGGCAACAGUUCGUCGUUUAUCUCAAUCGUCAGAUAAAAAUGAUAAUCUUUAUAACGAAGCUGAAACCCGUCCAGCAUCUGCAGCAGCUUCUCAUUUUAAUAAAUAUCGAACUAAACCGCCUUCGCUUGCUUCUGAAGAUGAUGAAGGGAGAAAUACAAUGCUUAUUCGAAAGAUCAAGCUUGGUUUCAGUAUUGAAAGAAUUCUUGAGGAUUUGCAAAAUUUUGGAGAUAUUAUAGAAUAUAAACAAUUGGAUGAGACGACAGCAAUAUUUAAAUUUUUGGAUGCUUCUGAAGCUGAAUUGGCUGCUAAAGUUGUUUCAAAAAAUUCUAAUCUGUUUGGAAAUAUGGCUAUUUUUGAGUUGCAACGUUAA
Messenger RNA from Meloidogyne enterolobii, 1915 nucleotides. The record is from the annotation of a GenBank genome assembly. Lineage: Eukaryota; Metazoa; Nematoda; Chromadorea; Rhabditida; Meloidogynidae.